Messenger RNA from Lampris incognitus (smalleye Pacific opah), 3365 nucleotides. RefSeq names its product c2cd2 like (gene c2cd2l). The coding region runs from base 183 to 2273 and encodes 696 amino acids. Gene Ontology annotation, molecular function: phosphatidylinositol binding; phosphatidylinositol transfer activity. The transcript has 15 exons. Gene Ontology annotation, cellular component: cytoplasmic side of apical plasma membrane. NCBI's taxonomy places the organism in Eukaryota, Metazoa, Chordata, Actinopteri, Lampriformes, Lampridae. Gene Ontology annotation, biological process: positive regulation of insulin secretion involved in cellular response to glucose stimulus. The record is from RefSeq and is a predicted model, not a curated record.
GGCUCGCGUAUCGCCAUGAAGCCCGCGUCGUGUUCCCCGCCGCACGCACUGGACUCUUUCGCUUUCGGCCGGGGGCUGGACCGUUGAAGUUGAAGCGGCAUUAGGGGCUGACCUGCACUGGCUUUACAGCCUUAAUCGCUCCGAUCUGACUGGGAAGAGAUGAGAGGUGUGACAGGACUGUGAUGAAGCUCCAGGACAUGAAGUGGUUCUGUUUGCUGGGCCUCUUCCUGGUUUCCCUGCUCGUCGUGUUGGCAUGGCUGGUCCAGUACUCCCUGACCGUCCUGCGCCUGUGGAGAACAAAGAUGGCCGAGCAGGGCAGGGGGGCAGCAGCCCGGCAGCUCCCCUUCAAGCAGUCCCAUCAGGCCAAGGACGGGCUUGGAUGGAGGUUCCUCCUGAAGCUCCGCUCGGCUUGUGAUGGAAGGCCGGUCGCCGAGGCAGGGGUCAAGGGCUUGCUUUCCUCCCUCUUCUCUUUCAGGUCGUUCAGGGAGCACUGGCAGAGAGCUUGGGUCAGAGCUCUAAAUGAGCAAGCCUGCAGGCACGGGAGUUCCAUUCAGAUCACGUUUGACUCGAGUCUCAAGAUAACGCCCUCUGCUGCGAUAGACAGCGUGACCUGCACCGACCAGUCACCACACCGCAUGGUUUUACAGUGUUUAUGCAGGGUGGACGCGGUGACAUUUCCAGUGACUGUCACCCAGCAGUCCCCGGCCGCUGUUUCCAUGGACACCUACCACAUCACGAUAGAGCCCAUGGUAGCACAGCUGACGGUGUGUUUGGAGGAGCUGGAGGAGGAGGGGCUGCUGGUGUCCUGGACCCUCUUCAAGCAGCCAGUGUUUGCCCUGACUGUCUCUUCAUGCAGGCUGCAGAGACAGGGCAGUGACGGCAUGGCAGAUCUGAACACGAUUAAAGAACUGGUGGAGGACACUCUGUUUAGCACCCAACCCGCCAUGGUCCUCAACCUCAAGACCAGUGUGUCUGAUCUUAUGGUCCCCACAGAUCAUCUGCAUGGGGGAUCGAACUCCGUAUUACAGAAUGUUGCUGUUCGACGGCUGCUGCUGCGGCAGCUCAGGGUAACCUGCCACAAAGAUCUGUGGUCCAGGCCAGGGGAGCUGUGCUGUGUGCUGAGCCUUGACCCGCCCACCACGGAAAAGAGAACCCACUUCCUGCCCGUCCCGAGUAACACUGCCGCCUCGCUGGAAUGGAACAAAGACAUCACUCUGGAUUUAGGCCCAGACACCAAAGAGCUGAGAAUAAGACUUCUGGAGCGGAGCAGGAAGCGGGAACAAUUCUUGCCUGGCCAUGCUUCCAUAGCCUUGGACCUUCCGUAUAAAAGUCCCACUGGACAACAUGUACUGUCUGUGGGCCCAGGCCAUGGCCUGUCACCCAACGCUACCAUCACCACAGAGCUGCUGUAUGUGGAAUCGGAGGAGCCUCACAGCAGCCACCCUGUUGCACCACUUCGUUCCUCACUCACUCCCACGAAGAAGGUAGACGUAGACCGAACCAUCACGCCAGAUGGAACCAUUAUAACCACUGUAACUACCAUCCAGUCCCGACCCAAACUAGACCGCAGCCCAGGCGAUUCCCCCAAGUGUUCCCCGUCCACUGUGGAGGUGACUGAGAAGAAGUCCACCUUCCUGUCUGAUGGCCAAGGCAGCACCAGCCUCACUCCCAGUGCAAGCAGCCCUCUCUCGAAUGGCUUGGAUCCGGUGGCAGAAACUGCUAUUCGGCAGCUGACAGAAUCUGCCAACAAAGUGGUGAGGAAGACGCCUACAAAAAGGAGCAUGCUCAUCAUCUCAGGGGUGUCAAAGGUUCCACUUUCGGAGGAUGAGAGCGCGUUAUCAACCGGCUACGCUGCAGCCAUGGAUGCAGCCUUGCACAGCAACAACUGCAGGGCGGGGCGUCAGCAGGACCAAGAUGAGACCACGCCGUCCGAUGUGUCAGAGCGACCGUCUGUCGAUGACGUGGAGUCGGAUACCGGCUCAACCGGCGCCUUAGAGACCCGCAGCCUGAAGGACCAUAAAGUGGGCUUUCUGCAGAGCGGGACGAAGCUGCUGUUCCGCAGAAGGCACCGGGAGACGGCCCCCAGCUUCAGCCAGUCCCACGAAGACGUCUCCAACUUGGGAAAUAACUUUGCCGCCACCGCAGCCGGCAGCCGCAAAAAGUCGGACAGCUUCUCCCGUCGUCUGAUCAAACGCUUCUCCUUCCGUUCGUCGGGCAAGUCGAAAAGCAAAGCCCCCGCCGCCAGCCCAGGGGCAAGCACACUGGAUGACUGAUCGUCCCGGCGGCGGUAGGAAACAUAUCACCUGAACUGUUCGACGACGCUGUUGUGAGAUAAAUCUAGUUUACCUCCUGAAAUUAAUGUGUGUUAAGCGAGUUUGACAGGAAGUGUGCUGCAGGUCGGAGGUCACCCAUACCUCACGGAUUCCUCUGGAAGGGGCCCCCUCUGGAUAAACGGCACUGCACCUUGAGGAGCAGAGGAUGUUCAUCACCCUUUUAACGUGCGGGGAGUUGCUUAUCAAACCUGUUUUGUUUUGAGGGGAGGUCUGCUGCGAGCUGAACCGGGUCGGGUGGAGGAGGACGAGAUGGUUGGGGUGAAACUGUGCUCUGUUGAGCACAAGUUCGGUAGAGAUGGUUGUCAUUGUGGAAUUGUUCUUGAAUUAUUUAAUGACAUACAAUGCCAGUAUGAUACUAUUGUUCGCACCUUGGACCCUGUUUGAUAUUUUUAAAGCGCGUGUAAAUUUCGUGUUAUUUUUUAUUUAUUCUGAUUUACAAAACGAGUGCUGUUUUAUCAGCAAACUCAUUCGUGCUACUUGCGUUUUACUGUGUACCAUUUUAUGUGUAUUUUUUCUUGCAAAGGUCAACUUUUUUUUUUUUUAAAGUAGAUUAAUAUAAUCAACCCAUUGGGGCGUCUGGGUGGUGUGGCGGUCUAGUCCGUUGCCUACCAACAUGGGGAUCGCCGGUUCGAAUCCCCGCGUUACCUCCGGCUUGGUCGGGCGUCCCUACAGACACAAUUGGCCGUGUCUGCGGGUGGGAAGCCGGAUGUCGGUAUGUGUCCUGGUCGCUGCACUAGCGCCUCCUCUGGUUGGCUAGGGCGCCUGUUCAAGUGGGAGGGGGUACUGGGGGGGAAUAGCGUGAUCCUCCCACGCGCUAUAUCCCCCUGGUGAAACUCCUCACUGUCAGGUGAAAAGAAGCGGCUGGCGACUCCACAUGUAUCGGAGGAGGCGUGUGGUAGUCUGCAGCCCUCCCUGGAUCGGCAGAGGGGGUGGAGCAGCGACCGGGACGGCUCGGAAAAAUAGGGUAAUUGGCUGCGUACAAUUGGGGAGAGAAAAGGGGGGUGGGGGCAAAAAAUUAAUAAAUAAGUAAAA